Molecule: messenger RNA, 5798 nt
Organism: Odontomachus brunneus
Lineage: Eukaryota; Metazoa; Arthropoda; Insecta; Hymenoptera; Formicidae
Product: protein expanded
Exons: 13
Coding region: 1159-5208 (1349 amino acids)
Biological process (GO): positive regulation of hippo signaling
Cellular component (GO): cytoplasmic side of apical plasma membrane; cytoskeleton
Source: RefSeq, a predicted model, not a curated record
CAUUUUUUCUCUUCCGUCUCGUCUCGUCGUAACAUUCACGCGACAUUAGUCAUUCUAACGUGCCGGAAAACGCGAGUUCACCGAGACGUCGCGAAGUGUAUUGGUGGUUUGAGUAUCUUCCCCGGCAGAACAAGUGUAAGUGUAAAAUCAUUGAAUAUACACAUUUGCGAUCUGUUGGCAUGGCUCCGUUUGAGAAAUGUUUCGUGUCGUUCGCAACACUCGACCGAUGUGUUGAUAGAAAGAGACUGGAAUUAAUCUAAUAUCGGCGCAAAGUCUCAAUGAAUCGGCUCGCCAAAAGGCGGCGAAUUGGUCUUGAAAUAAGAAUGGCGCUGACGUCGAGCUUACGUUUUCACUACGGUGUGCUUUUAAACGAUCGUCGAAAUACUUUUCGCAUUAUGACAGAAAAAGGUGCGCGAUAACAUAAUUUGUCGGAAUAAUUUGAACAUUUUUCUCUCUCUUUCUCUCUCGAGCGUUCGGCGCACUUCGAAAUGCGGGAUAUUCAAUCGGGUGUGCGAGUUACGCUCAACGGAAUCGACGGUACAGCGCGAUAGAAACUCGCUACGGACGUAUCGAUACUAUCGAUCGCUUCGAGAAUCGCAAUCUUCGCAAGAUGGGCGACUUGUACGAGCGGUUGCCGCGCGAUUUUGGCGAGUCGAGGACGAGUGUUGCUCGUGAAUUCAUCGCCGGGUGUCUCGUCGUGAGUUACGCGUAUCCAUGGUAGUGAGAGUGUCGUUGAAUAAACGGUCGAACAGUGAAUAUCGCGCGUUAACGAUUCGUCGGGAGUGCCGAGUAGAAGUGUCGCGCGUUCGUGGCGAUUUUUGAGGUUCGAGUCGUUACUCUCCUUGGACAGAAGAAGAAAAAGUCACGACGCAGUCUUCGUCCACGAGAGUCUUCUCGCAGCGGCCGAGUAUUGUCAAACAGCCGUGGAGAGUGAAAUUCCGGUGGAACCAGCAGUCGGGAUUGCACCAAGCACAAAGUGUCGCGCGCAUCCGUUGCAUAAUGACAGUUCGAAGUUGAAACUCGCGGCUGCGUUCUACACUUGCGAUCUUCUGAAGGAGAAGUGGGUGCAUCCGUGAAGUGUCGCAGGCGGAGGAUUCAGGGGCCGGGAGAAUCUAGUGAGGACGCUGGACGUAGCGGCGACGAAAUGAAGCAUGCAGCAUGCGUGGUAGCGGUGUCACGGCUGCGCGGUCUUGCCUUCAACCCCUGGUGUCCGCCAGCCGCUAUCUCGCCGUACACGCCCUCCCCGGUGAUCCUCUCUACUUCGUCGUUGAGGCAAAGUCGAGAGUGAAGGAGGUUUACACGCAGACAUGCAUGCUUCUCAACCAACAGGGCAUGCGAGAUUGCGAACUCUUCGGCCUGGCAAUAUUGUCCGACGGCGAGUACCUCUUCGUGGAUCCCGAGAAUAAGCUGAGCAAGUACGCUCCGAAGAACUGGCGAAACUCUCAUACAUACGGUUUAGACAGCAGCGGGAGGCCAGCUUUCGUCCUCUACUUCCGAGUUCGUUACUACGUCGACACACCGUUACUCCUAAGCGAUGAGACGACGCGGCACCACUACUAUCUGCAACUGCGCGACAACGUCGUCAGGCAUGGUGGCGGGGUGGAGAGCCUUCAUCCUCACCAUCCCCUUCACGAACCAUCCAUCGUUACGCCUCUGCUCACGCUCGCUGGGCUCGCCCUUCAAGCCGAUCUUGGCGACUAUUCCGAAGAACGGCACAGACCACACGCAGGAUCUGUCGGCUACUGUAAACCCUCGGAUUACCUUCCUCCCCACAUGUGCCACGAGUCGAAUGUGCUCGCCGUGCUCGCGGCCCAGCACAGGGACAACAGUGGGCUCUCCAGGGAGGAGGCAGAGUUGCAGUACAUUCGGGAGGCGGUGCUGCUGGAGGCGCCGCUCAACGCUCACCUGUAUCGGUUGCGCCGAAGCAAGAACGAGCCGGGACCCGGACGUAUACUCCUGGCGAUAUGCGCUCGCGGGGUGCGAGUCUACGCCGAGGAGGAGACACCGCGCAUUUUCGCUUGGAACAAUAUCGGCAAACUCUGCUUCGACCGUAAAAAGUUCGAGAUCCGUGCAGUCGAUCAGCCGGAUAAGCUCACCCUCUACAGCGGCUGCGAUGACAAGAGCAAGCUUCUCUUGGGACUUUGCCGUGACACCCAUCAGUUUUCCAUGGCUAUAGCGCCUAGAGUGAACGAAGCCAAAAGGCGGGAGGAGGAAGAACGGAAAGUCCUAAGGGACUGUUACAUGUACCCCGCCCGAUGUAAACUGAACUUGACGACGCGCGGUGCACGCGGUGAUCAGCGGAUUUCCGUCAUCUCGAGCACAUCCUCCAACACGACGUCCGGUAUAGUGAGCGAUCGAGUGCACAGCGAAGACGAGCCCGACACCGCUCCGGCGUCGACCGAGUGUUUGCCGCGUCUUACCGAGACGCCGCCCUAUUCGGCCACUCAGGGUAGAGUUUUAAACGGCAACAAUACGGAUAAUCAUUCUAUGCCACCUUCUCCUGUUUCUAUCGUCGAUGGUCAAUUUUCAGAAGUGGAUGGCGCAGAUAAUACUCCCACGUCAGUGGCCUUGCGACUCGCGUCGAGUACUGCAAUGGCCGCCGAAGGUUCGCAGUGCAGCAGCAGCUGCAGCACUGUUGUCGUCGUGAAUACACCCGCGGGUGGACCGUCGCGAAUACGCCGUGCCUCGGCGACCUCCAGCUUGGAGCUGGGCUAUUCGCACACGGCACAAAACUCCGCAGUCUCCUCGGAGACCGCCAGCUUUCCAGGCGCCAUUUAUGACAGGUGCAAGAAAACCGGCAAGUAUGCAGGUACCGAUAUCGCAAGUGAGACUAGCGGCGUGUAUACACUGAGAAGCAGCGAGAUGCAGGACGAGAGAAUCGGCGACGACUUGUAUUCGCCUACGGGCGACACCAACGACUCCUCGGCGGCGAGCGACGUAUGCGGUCUGAGCUCGGUUCAGUCCACCACCGACGAGGCGUCCGUCACGUCCGGCUUCUACACUAUUCACAGCGGGCUGCGUUCGGAGAGCAGCGACGUAUACACCGAGGACGUCGGCACAGAGCCGGAUGAUCAGGAGCCGAUUUACAGCGUGUGCAAGGGCGACGACGACGGGGUUUCUUUGAGCCAGCAACUCGAGGAUUCGCGGUCGCGCAGCAACAGCAUACUCAGCGCAGGUAGCUUCCGCGGCGAUGGCAGCGAUCCGUCCAGUGUGCGACCGCUGUUGUCGGCUGACGAACUGUCGGAUCUGAUAGUAGGCAGAUAUCCACCGCGUAAAACCAUCAGCAGCUCGAUGGACUCGGACUGCGACUACGUGACUAUGCCGUUGCCGUUGCCACCGCCACCGCCGCCACCACCGCCGCCGCCCCGAACGGACAGCGACCGACAAAUGCUGCUGUUGCCGCCGCCGCCGCCGUAUCCGGUGAAUAUCGAGCCGUACGCGACGAUCAACAUUCCCAAGAGACCGAGUGUGCAGCUGGAGCUGGACCGCGAGCGGGAACGGGAACCGCCGCCACCGCCACCACCGUAUAACGCGGCACGCGGCGGCAAUGAUUUCGUGGUGCCGUUACCGCCCAGGCGAACCGAUCUGCCGCCGCCACCACCGCCGUACACCUCACCGCGAGAGAGGAUCCAGAUGCCGCCGCCCACACCGCCACGGAACGAUGCAGUGACGCCGCGGGAGCCACCGCCACCUCCGCCACCUUACCCUGAUGUUGUCGCGACGACGCAGGUCGGCCCGGUCGUCUCGAGGAUCGCGAAGACCAUCGCCGUGGACGUCGCGGCGACUACGACCGCGCCUAAACCACCACCCAGGAUACAACCACCUACUUAUCCCGGUGACAAGAUGAAGCCCACGCCGGUGCAUGCUCCGGUGGCCGCUCUUGUGGUAGGUCCGAACAAUUACUUGGACGUGCAUGCCUCACGAGGCGGUCCGGUGCUUCUGCCGUACUUGACAUCACCGCCACCACCGCCACCGCCACCUCCACCACCGAUGGUGCAUUCGAGGCAACCGCCACCGCCACCGCCGCCGUCUCAGCAGCAACAGCAGCCAGCGACUCCAGCAUCGACGCUGUCAUCCGCUUCCAGUCUGGCGACUGUUUACACAAGCCAGGUCGCCAGGUCGCAGAUAGAACAGUACAAGCAGCAAUUGUAUUCGGACGUCGAUUACGUCAUGUUCCCGCUCAAGGAUCCGGCUGUGUCUAAGCAAGAGUAUAUCGAUGCCAAGCAGGGCUCUCUCCUGGCAGCGAUGGCGGCCUACCCGCCGCCGCCGUAUCCGUCCUUCAGUAAGUCCUCGGUGAUGUAUCGCAGCACGCCUUACUUACCCGGUGCCUCUUUCUCCUCGCCCCCGUCCAAGUACGCGUCCAACCAGAAUCUGAGCAGCAGCGACGCCAGUUCCGCCGGCAACUAUCUGCUGCACAGCAACCUGAGCAGCCACUACGCCGCCAGUACCAGCUCGCUGUACAGCGGCACGACCUGCUCGUCCAUCGGCAGCCACAGCCACAGUCUCAGACGGGAACCACCCGCGCCGACUCACCCGCACACCCUGCAUGCGUUCUCGCGCACCAGGAGCGACGAGAACAUCCUCAAGUGCUUGGACACUCCGAUCUCUAGUAAGAUGCAGUCUCUGCCGCAGCCCAAACAUCGCAGGUUACCACCACCGCCACCGCCGCCGCCUUACGAAAUACAGAAUCUGGAGAUGAAUCAACCUUUGCCAUCGGCUUCCUCGGUGGGAGCGUCCACGUCGACGGCCGCUACGACAACGAACAAAUCGAGUAAAUCCAGCAACGGUACGGAAGAGAGCGAUGAGGGUAAGGACGACGGUAUGCUCGAUAUCCGGACGCUGCGGGAGAAGAGCCGGAAUCUGGACCUACCGUUGAUCUCCGCGCUGUGCAAUGAUCGGUACUUGCUGAAGCAGACCAAGGCUUUCGUCCUGCCGAAGCAUCCCAGUGAAUCGUCCACCACCUCCAGUGCCGCCGCCGCCACUAGUACGAAGAGCAGCGCGCGAAACGGCAACACGGCGACCUUCAGUAGGAACAAAUAUCCGGUAAGUGGACUGUCGACGACGCAGAUCCAGAAGCCACCCAGAAAGUCCUCGGCCAGCACGCACAAGCAUCCCUCUGAGGCGAAGGGCAACGCUUACAGGGUCAGCGCCUCCUCCACGGCGGUCUCGACGGCUAAGAAGGACUUUGCGAAAACGUCUCAUUCCUAACGCUCGCUCUUUAUCUCUCCCCCAUCUCAUUCUCUCGUCUAUCUAGAAAUUUGUAGCUCCGAGUAAAACGUACAUUCCACAAUCCCGACUUUAUCGUUGCGCGCGCGCGCGUUACCAUCUUGUCGGCCGACGUUUUGCAGAUAGAAACGAUGUUCUGGGAAAGGACGUGUCCCGAUGGUAAGUUACUUAAAUAUCGUUUCCGCAGAACCGUGCUUCUUCAACUCAGGGUGCCAUCUCGUUCGUUUAACGUUCUCUCUCCCGGUCACCGGAUACUCUCGAAAGCUCCAACGAAAUGUACAACUAUAGAUAAUCGUUCGUUCCAAGCGACGGAAGUACUCAAGCCGCCUGAAUCGCUCUCAUCGACGGUGACGAUGGAACGCGAAACACUUCAAUCCUUCGUUCUCUUUGUUCUUGCAACAUUGAUUCUGUUUUUUUCCUCUUCAAUUACCAUCUCUCGUGUAAAAAUAUUUAAGUACUUGAGCUUUAGUACUUUAGUACUUUGUGUAUUUAAAGUGUCUACUGCCUCUUGCUCAAUUGUACGGCUGGUGCGAUGGAAAUUCGAUUUGCAAGCCCCAAUAAAGGCGGCGCUA